GUCGCUUUGAAGGACGUGGAAAACAGUCAUUGGAUACUUUGUGUUUUGGACAUGAAGAAGAAGUUCACAUCAUAUUGGGACUCUAUGAAGACCGGACAUUCGAAAAUGCACAGGAUCCAUUUGCUUAGCGGAAUGUUGAAUAAGCUAGAUGACUUGCUACUGUCGUCGAUGGAUGAUGUAUACGUAGGUCGACUGGUGUUCAAAGUUUUUGGUAUAGUCCCCGCUCCACCACUACCCCAGCAGGAUAACGGCCAUGAUUGUGGUAUUUUCGUCAUGCACUAUAUGGAGUGCAUUGUAUUUGGACAAUCUCCUCGCACCACCUACAAGGUUGACCAUAGUGAAAGAUUCCGGUUAGCAGUAAAUAUUCUUACAUCUGAGUCAAACAGGCUGUGUUGGAAGGCCGCACGAGAUGCGGCUGAUUAUUACAACACAUGUUUAAGUGAACGUAGUCCAAGCUUAAAGAAAGGUGUUUGUCUCCCCCAAGUCAUUCACCUUCCAUUUCCAUGCAUUCAGCGAAAAAGGGAAGAGGCCAACCCUGGUCUAACCCUCGUAAGAGAAAGAAAAAGCCAUGAAUGAGUUCCACCUUUCCUCAGUUGUGUCUGGUAGUAGGCGCUGUAGAACUAACAUGUGGGAGUUCGUUUUUUAUACCAAACAUAUUCUACCCCCUCUCACUAAAUUAUUCGUUAGUUUUGUAAAUAUUUUUUGGGAAUCAAUUUAUGUUCAGUGGGGAUGUUUUUGUUCUCCUUGUAUUCCCACAUAUGUGGAAUUAGAAUUCCAAACAGAGGACGAUUUCACUAUGGAAAGUUUUUGUGAUUAAGUGAAAUGAAUGUAUUUUAUGGUGGGGUGG
Messenger RNA from Humulus lupulus (European hop), 847 nucleotides. RefSeq lists its product as uncharacterized. The transcript has 3 exons. The record is from RefSeq and is a predicted model, not a curated record. Gene Ontology annotation, molecular function: cysteine-type peptidase activity. Gene Ontology annotation, biological process: proteolysis. Bases 52 to 576 code for a protein of 174 amino acids. Lineage: Eukaryota; Viridiplantae; Streptophyta; Magnoliopsida; Rosales; Cannabaceae.